GGGGGCCUCUUUGAGGGCUUUUCCGUAGCCAUUUUGGCUCAAGAUGUUUUCGCCCCGUGGCAGAGCACGGGGACCCUUGGUCCAGGGCCACACCCCUUGUGGGCUCGUGUCGGCGCGAAGGGCGCACCGAUGGCGGGCGGUGAAGGCGCUUGGCAGUUCAAGGGGGGCGGUAAGCGUGGGCGUAAGCGGGGGGCGUAAGCGUGGGCCAGCGUGGAGCAGCGACAUUGGCAUGGCCAUCACCUGGCGCCGUGUCGGACGCAAGCAAGAAGGAGCCAAAGGGGACACGCGGUACAGGUAGCAACUGGGCCUCGAGGGCGUCUUGCCGCAAGUGUGGUGCGACUAGGCCGUAUGGGGGAAGGCGCGGGUGCGGCAAAGGCCAAGGACAGGCCAACUCGCAGCUGGAGGCCGCCUUCGCCGCCCUGCAGGCCCAGCUCAAGCAGCCCAUCGGUGAGAACAACAAGCAUAGGAAGCAGUUGGCUGCCGCGCAGACGAGCACGGCGGGAGGGGCUCCCCCAUUUUGGACGGUCGAGGCCAAAGGUGAUGGGAAGACGGAGCUCGAGCGACUCAUUGAAGAAAAGAACGGCUGGAGGGUGUGUUCCUCGACGGCGACAAGCCCGAUCGGCUGCAACAGGAGCUCGCCAAACACGACAAGAAGAUUGCAGCGUCGCGCGAGGCUCGUGACAGGGCCAAGCCGCUGUCCGUGCAGCUGCGUGAUGCCAGCUUCCAGUCCGCCAAGGCCACCAAGCAGCGGGUGGCGGCUGAGGCGGAGGUGCAGAAGGUGCGUGAUGUCUUGGCGAAGGCGGUGGAGCGGGAGUCAGCCGCCAAGCAGCGGGAGACGGAGGCCGGGUCCUACGAGUUGGAGAUUCAAGCCAGGAUUGCGGCCGAGCGGCACAGGUCGCCCGUCACGGACAUGGACGUCCACCGUGCGGCAUUCGAGGGGUUGGCUGAGCAGGCCGGUACCAUCCUCGAGGCGUUUGGUCUCGCCUCGGGCCUCGCGCAGCUGGGCGCGCGGGUGGCUGCGGCCACUCCUGCUGUUCCUGCUGCUGGCGUGUCAGCUGGGCCACGGGACGGCGGCCAGCCAGCAGACGCAGCACUUCACGGUGCAGGAGUCGCAGACGGAGGCAUGGCAGUUGACCAAGAAGCAGGGCCAGAAGACGUCACAGAGAAAGAGAAGGCCUGGCUGCUGGGCGAAGCCGACGCGCCCGACAAGGACCAGCAAUCUGAGAAGCACAAGCGGUACUUGGUGGUGCUCCAGGUCCAGCACGCCUACAAUCACAAGCGCCAGAGAUGUGGGUAGUGGCCUGGUGUAUAGGGUGCGAAACGGG
Messenger RNA from Prorocentrum cordatum, 1325 nucleotides. Lineage: Eukaryota; Dinophyceae; Prorocentrales; Prorocentraceae. The record is from the annotation of a GenBank genome assembly.